AUGGAGAACCCGCUGCCCGCGGCGGAGGAACUGGAGCGCCGGCGGCCGCACGACGCCUCGCUCAACGAGUCCUACGCCAACCAGUUCGUGCAGCCGCCGUGGCAGGUGGCCCUGUGGGCCAUCGCCUACGCCCUCAUCGUGGCCGUCUCCGUGGUGGGCAACGUGGUGGUGAUGUGGAUUAUCCUGGCGCACAAGCGCAUGCGCACCGUCACCAACUAUUUCCUGGUGAACCUGGCCUUCGCCGAAGCCUCCAUGGCCGCCUUCAACACGGUGGUGAACUUCACCUACGCCGUCCACAACGAGUGGUACUACGGGCUGCUCUACUGCAAGUUCCACAACUUCUUCCCCAUCGCCGCCGUCUUCGCCAGCAUCUACUCCAUGACGGCCAUCGCCCUGGACAGGUACAUGGCCAUCAUCCACCCGCUGCAGCCCCGGCUCUCGGCCGCCGCCACCAAGGUCGUCAUCGGCGUCAUCUGGCUCCUGGCUUUCCUGCUCGCCUUCCCCCAGGGUUACUACUCGGUGACGGAGGAGCUGCCGGGCCGGCUGGUGUGUCUGGUGGAGUGGCCGGAGCACGACACCAACGCCUACGGGAAAACGUAUCACUUCUGCAUGACCGUUCUGAUCUACUUCCUGCCGCUCCUGGUGAUCGGAUGCGCCUACACCGUGGUCGGCAUCACCCUCUGGGCGAGCGAGAUACCUGGCGACUCCUCCGACCGCUACCACGAGCAAGUGUCAGCCAAGAGGAAGGUGGUGAAGAUGAUGAUCAUCGUGGUGUGCACGUUUGCGCUCUGCUGGCUGCCCUACCACAUCUACUUCACUCUACAGUACUUCAACCCUGAGUGGUACCUGCAGAAGUUCAUCCAGCAGGUCUAUUUGGCUAUCAUGUGGCUGGCCAUGAGCUCCACCAUGUACAACCCCAUCAUCUACUGCUGCCUCAAUGAUAGGUUUCGCGUGGGCUUCAAGCACGCGUUUCGGUGGUGCCCCUUCGUCAGCGCUGGCGAGUAUGAGGGCCUGGAAAUGAAGUCGGCCAGGUACCUGCAGACGCAGAGCAGCACCUACAAGGUGAGCAGGGUGGAGACCACCGUGUCCUCGGCGGUCGGCGCGACCGAUGACGAGCUUGACGACGGCGGCAAGGCCAAGCGCCUCUCCAUGGACAUGACCUCCGACGGCUCCUCCCGCAGCGACUCCAAAACCGUCUCCGAAAGCUUCAGCUUCUACUCGAACACGCUCACCUAAGCGGUCCGCGGCGCCUCUCGCUCGCAGCGCCAUCGCCCCGGCUCACGUCUCCAUGCCGUUUCCCCAUCUCUCACUGCAUCGACCGUGGCAGGGCAGCCUGAGAGCCAGAAAAGAAAAAAAUCCACUUUGGAUUAAUUUUGGCGCGCUUCCAGUGGAUCCUCUUCGAAAGCAAGGGAGGUUUUGCUAGCCAAGCUUUUUCAUCUUCCCCAUCGCUCCUGGCUGCAUAUCUACCUGGGCAUUAAUCAGUGGGAAAAAAAAAUCCUUCACAAAUUUGGGGGGGGGAGCACAAUGUUUUCUGCAAAAUUUCUGGGGGACCACAGAAGCCGGGGACAGGGUUUCGGAUGCGACCCGGAUUUUGCUUGCUGUCUAGCGGUUGCACGUGCCAAAAAAACCCCAAUCUCAGUUGUUUCCUAAAAGGCCCAAAGCGAUGGAUCUUGCGUACGUUUUGGAAGCCUGCGGAGGUCUGGAGGAGAAGGGACUGUACCGAAAUACGUGUUUUCAUGACCCCAGAAACAGCGGUGCAGCAGUUCUCCGCCAGAAAGCCGAGUUUUGCCAACGUGAAACGCUCGAUGGGUUACAGGAGUCUUGCAGAAGGUUUUACUCGGCGUGCCAAAAGAAGAAGUGCUUCUGCUUGCUGGGUUUUGUUUUCAGAAGACUUUCUCUCUUUUCAUCCCCUUGGCUUAAAACCUUAAGUUUA
Molecule: messenger RNA, 1933 nt
Organism: Rhea pennata
Lineage: Eukaryota; Metazoa; Chordata; Aves; Rheiformes; Rheidae
Gene: TACR1
Product: tachykinin receptor 1
Exons: 5
Coding region: 1-1236 (411 amino acids)
Biological process (GO): G protein-coupled receptor signaling pathway; positive regulation of flagellated sperm motility
Cellular component (GO): plasma membrane; sperm midpiece
Molecular function (GO): substance P receptor activity
Source: RefSeq, a predicted model, not a curated record